This is a messenger RNA of Setaria italica (foxtail millet), 1407 nucleotides long. RefSeq lists its product as uncharacterized. The transcript has a single exon. Bases 76 to 1056 code for a protein of 326 amino acids. NCBI's taxonomy places the organism in Eukaryota, Viridiplantae, Streptophyta, Magnoliopsida, Poales, Poaceae. The record is from RefSeq and is a predicted model, not a curated record.
UUCCACCCGGGCCUUCCGUUCCGUCGCAGUCACAGGCCGUCCGGCUCACCGCGUUCCCCUCCCGAGCACGCCACCAUGGCCCGCCCGUCAGCCACCGCUGCGCUCCUACUCCUCCUCCUCUCCCUCCUCGCCGUCGUCGCGCACUGCCGCCCCAUCGAAGCGCAGUCCGCCACCGACGACGCCGAACCAGUCGCCGCCGUCGCGGCCGGCGACGACGACGAGAAUGGCCCGCCCAACCCCAUACUCCCCGCCGAGGCGGGCGCCGCCGCCGGGGUGGCCCUCCCGGCGGAGGAGCAGCAGCACCACGGGUUCCUCCGCCUGCCGUCCCACCGGCUCCGCCACCACCGCCCCUGCCGCCACGGCCCCUUCUUCCACCGCCACCACCUCUGGUGGGCGCUCCACCACGGCGCCUUAGGGGACGCGCCGAUGCGCCGGUUCCACCACCACCGCCACGGCGAGGCUCUGAGCCACCUGGCGGCCUUGCCUUUGCCUGCGGAGGAGGCCAGGGAGGCGGCGGGGGAGGAGGUGAAGGCCGUGGCCGAGCCGGACCCGGAUCGCUCGCUCCCCGGCGGUGACGGUGAGCCGGCUUUCGGCGACGCCGACGGCGCCCAUGAGGCAGAGACAGACCACGAGGACGAGAGCGCGGCGGUCACGGCGUUGAAGAAGGAGAUGCUGCGGAGGUGGUUCCACCACCGCCACGGCAUGCGCCUCCACCACCGCCACCACGACGAGCCGGAGGAGGAAGCCGCGGCGGAGGGCCUGAAGCGGUUCCACCACCACCUUCACAAGGAAGAGGAGGAGAAAGACAUGACGAGAAAGCGGUUCCGUCACGCCGAGCACGAUGACAGCGACAGCGACGACGAGGAUGAGGAGGUGGAGGAGAUGGUCCGGCGGUUCAGGAAGGCCAUCAUGCGGAGGAGGUUCGGCCACGGCCGCCGCUUCCACCACCACCACCACGGCUACGGCUACCGCCACGCCGAGGAGACCGAGAAGGCGGAUGCACAGGAUGAGGGCGGCGUGGUGGCGUGGAUCAAGGGCCUCAUCAACCGGUUCUAGAGCUGGUCCAUUUCCCCCGGCCCUUCUUGCAUUGGUUGAGUCACGCGUACGGCCUUGCCUGCUUGUUCCUUCGUGCGCCCCCUCUAGUGCUCCUGCAGUGCAGCAUUUCGUUGGUAUCAUGCAUGCUGUGUUUUUUAUCUACGGUGUGUCUACGUACUUGUGUGACAGUGUAGUACCUGCUCGUGUGCAGCGUGCUUUGUCAUGUGAUUCUAUAUGCACGCAUAUGCCUUUGGUUUUUUUUUUUCAGUCAGAAGGAUCAUGUUCUUCAAGUAAUGUGCACUUGUGCGGUCGGUCUGCAAUGUAUACCACGAUUCGAUUCGUCGUAUGUGUAUCCUAUCUCGUAUUUGAGAC